AGACGGUGGGCAGAGCGGCUUCUGUGCUCUUCCAGAGAUCGAAGGAGCAGCUGGCGGAGAAAGAGGAUGGCAAGAAGAGCACUCUCGACAACUGAGGAUAACAAGCAACCUUGAAUAGCAAAGCAAGUCUGUCCAGAAAUCAAAAUAUUUUCCAUUUCCUUCACCUUCCUCAGCAGACAAAGAGGAAGGCAAUAAGAGCACUCUGACAACUGAGGAGAACAAGCAACAUUAAAGCAAAGCAAGUCAGUCCAGAAAUCAAAAUAUUUUCCAUUUCCUUCAGAGAGCUACACAAUUCUUCACCUUCUUCAUCAGGUGAGAGAAAAACGAGAGAAAAUCAAGAAGAGAUUUGUAGCUGGGAAAAGUAGAGUGUGAAAUUCAAGCAUAUGUUACAUGAAAAGUCAAGGGAGAUUAUUUUUCCAUUCAGCAAAAGAGAGAAAUAUCUGGAAGUUACUGGGGAGGAAAUGGUCAAGUGGAAAGUCUCGUAGAGCAGACAGUAUUUCAGGCCUACCUCUGGGAGGAAGAAAAUGGCUUGAAUCAAAGCACAACUAAACAAGGGAUCAUCCAUAUUUUUUACUUUCUCAAGAAUAUUAGUUGUGGAAAAGUUCCAUAGACAUGCCUGUUGUGGGGAAGAUACAACUUGCAAAUCACAGCUGAUUAUGCCUGAGAGGAUCCAGACUGGAGAAAAGCCGUACAAAUAUUCUGAAUGUGGCAAAACCGUUGAUCAGAACAACUCCAUUGUGGUUCAUGGAAGGAACCACACAGGAGAGAAGACCUACACGUGCUCCCAAUGGGGUAAAUGUUUUAGCGAGUAUGGCAACGUGGACUCACACCAAGGAAAAACUGUUUGCAUGUCCUGAUUGUGAGAAAUGUUUCUGUGAUAAUUCCAGCCUCGUGAGACACCAGAGAACUCACUCAGGAGAGAAACCUUUUGAAUGUCCUGACUGUGGGAAUAGCUUCAGUCGAAAUUCUCACCUCGUUUCACACCAGAGAACUCACACAGGGGAGAAACCUUUUGAAUGUCCUGUUUGUGGGAAAAGUUUCAGUCACAAUUCUAGCCUGGUGAUACACCAGAGGACUCACACAGGAGAGAAACCUUUUGAAUGUCCUGAUUGUGGGAAAAGUUUCAGUCAGAAUUCCAACCUCAUUGGUCACCAGAGGAUUCAUACAGGAGAGAAACCCUUUGAGUGUCCUGAUUGUGGGAAAAGUUUCAUUCACAAUUUCAGCCUGGUGAAACACCAGAGGACUCACACAGGAGAGAAACCCUUUGAAUGCUCCUAUUGUCGUAAAAGUUUCAGUCACAGUUCUAGCCUGAUGAUACACCAGAGAACUCACAAAGGAGAGAAACCCUUUGAAUGUCCUGAUUGCGGGAAAAGUUUCAGUUGGAAUUCCAGCCUGGUGAGACACCAGAGAACUCACACAGGAGAGAAACCCUUUGAAUGUUCUGAUUUUGGUAAAAGUUUCAACUACAAUUCCAACCUGGUGACACACCAGAGGACUCACACAGGAGAGAAACCCUUUGAAUGCUCCUAUUGUUGUAAAAGUUUCAGUCACAGUUCAAGCCUGAUGAUACACCAGAGGACUCACACAGGAGAGAAAUCCUUUGAAUGUCCUGAUUGUGGGAAAAGUUUCAGUCGGAAUUCC
Molecule: messenger RNA, 1641 nt
Organism: Notechis scutatus (mainland tiger snake)
Lineage: Eukaryota; Metazoa; Chordata; Lepidosauria; Squamata; Elapidae
Source: RefSeq, a predicted model, not a curated record